AUGAUGGGUAAGGGUGACAUUGAGGCGGGAAUCCACCAGGACGGCUUCUAUCCGUCGAUGAUAGAGUCGCCCGAGCUCCGGUGGGGAUUCAUCCGUAAAGUUUACACCAUUGUUUCGAUUCAACUUCUUUUCACAGCCGGCUUCACUUCUUUAUUCGUGUUUUUUCCACCCGCGAGGGAUUUCGUUCGUUACAAUGAUCUUCGUAUUGUUGUCUUGAUUGUUGCUGUCAUCUUCACCUUCAUAAUUUUGUUUGCAUUGAGCAAAUAUUAUGAUAAACAUCCUGUGAAUCUAUUUCUUCUUGGUCUCUAUACUCUCUGCAUGUCUGUUACUGUUGGAUUCGUUUGUGCCUUUGCUAAAGCAAUAAUUGUCCUAGAGGCAGCACUUCUAACUGGUGUGGUGGUUCUAAGUUUAACACUCUACACAUUUUGGGCAGUUAAAAGAGGCGAAGAUUUUAGUUUCCUUGGUCCAUUCCUCUUUGCUUCACUUAUGGUAUUGUUAAUGUUUGGACUUAUUCAGAUGUUUUGCCCUCUUGGACCACUUGGACGUAUGGUAUAUGCUGGUUUGGGAGCAUUAAUAAUGUGUGGUUUCAUUGUCUAUGAUACUUGUGACCUCAUUAAAAGAUACUCCUAUGAUGAUUAUAUUUGGGCUGCCAUUGCUAUCUAUGGGGACAUUAUCAACCUUUUCAUGUAUAUUCUUACAUUUUUGAAUGAUAUUUAG
Molecule: messenger RNA, 717 nt
Organism: Lathyrus sativus (Indian pea)
Lineage: Eukaryota; Viridiplantae; Streptophyta; Magnoliopsida; Fabales; Fabaceae
Source: the annotation of a GenBank genome assembly